AUGGGUGACUUAGAGGUAGAUGAGUUUGAGAACAUAUGGAGCGAUAUUGUGGAAGAGUUUGGGUUGCAAGAAAACCCGUGGAUAGUAGAUAUGUAUGAACGCAAGCAUAUGUGGGCUAAUGCGUAUAUUAGAGGCAAAUUUUUUGCUAGGCUGAAGACGACGUCUCAAUGUGAGGCAUUAAACAUGCAGAUUGGGAAAUUUAUUGGGAACGGAUACAAUCUACGUGAAUUUAUUGAGUAUUUUCAGCACUAUCUCGAGUUCAUGAGAAGAAGAGAGCUAGUCGCCGAUUAUAGAUCUGUGUAUGGGCAACCCAUUGUUAAGUCGAAGUUGGAGGCCUUGGAAAGCUACGCAGCAACAGUAUACACGAAAGAGGUUUUUGAACUAUUCCGGGAGGUCCUCCUUUUGUCCAGCAAUGUAAGAGUUGUAUCUUGCAAGAAAACUAGCACGUGUUCCCUGUUUGAGGUUACCAUGUACUGCCGGUACCGGUCCUGGAGUGUGGCUUGGGAUGAGGUGGAUGAUGAAUUUACUUGCUCAUGCUUGCAUAUGGAAUCAUUUGGCAUUCCUUGUGUGCACAUGGUAGGGGUGUUUGUUUAUCUGAACAUCACUCAACUUCUAGUGAAGACCAUAUGCGAACGAUGGACGAAGAAGGCCAAGCAAGCGGCAGUGGACCCAUCUGGACAGGUAGGCGAGAUUCCUGAUGCUGCGUACAUGAGCAUGCAUGCAGCUUUGCUAAAUGAUUGUAGAGAGUUAAUCAAGUUGGCCUGCCAUAAUGCGUUGAGAGAGAAGCAUCGGUUAAGGGUUGGCAUAGCUAAUUGUGGAGAAAAGGUAUCCGUUCGCGAUCCGUUGCGGGCGAGACAUAAGGGAUGCGGCCGACGAGGGUUAACUGCUAAGGAAAAAACUCGGCGUGUGCAACGUUGCAGUAAGUGUGUGGAGUUCGGAAGCGAAAGGCGCAGGGGCAUGGCCGCAUCGAUGGAGGGUUGGGAGAACACGUCGGCGGCAGAGGAGGGUAACUACACAGAUGAAAUGAAUGUAUUAAUCCCUCCAUUUGCUAGUGCCGUUUGGCGUUUCAGGUUGAUGAAGAUGAAUAUCCCAUUUGAAGAUUGGUUUCUGCAAAUGCAUGAUGUAUAA
Messenger RNA from Arachis ipaensis, 1128 nucleotides. NCBI's taxonomy places the organism in Eukaryota, Viridiplantae, Streptophyta, Magnoliopsida, Fabales, Fabaceae. The record is from RefSeq and is a predicted model, not a curated record.